GAUGAUAGGGCGAUGUAGUUUACACAGGAUACAGAGUCACCUGAAGCAACCAGCAUUGCUUUAUGUAGGACUACAACUUCCAGUAACUGGUAUGACGUGGAUGGCUUACGCCGUUGUAAAGCAGCCCAGUUGAAGCGUCUCUAUUUCCUGGUUGAAGUGGCAGCCAUUUUGGGUUCAGACGACUAGCCGCCUUGGGUCUGGGGGAGUAGCUAGUCUCUAGUUACUUUUUAAAUCUGUUAAACGCGGCGCUUCUGUUGUUCAUCAAAUCUAAAGGGAGUCUCAUCUUAUAAGAAGAGUGGUUUAACAGUGUCAAGCCACGAUGAAUCCUGAAUAUGACUAUUUAUUCAAGCUGCUGCUGAUUGGUGACUCUGGCGUUGGAAAGUCCUGCCUCCUCCUCCGAUUCGCAGAUGAUACAUACACAGAGAGCUACAUUAGCACUAUUGGUGUGGACUUCAAAAUAAGAACUAUAGAGUUAGACGGAAAGACGAUCAAACUUCAAAUCUGGGACACGGCGGGGCAGGAGCGAUUUCGCACAAUAACCUCCAGUUACUAUAGAGGAGCUCACGGCAUUAUCGUAGUCUAUGAUGUUACAGAUCAGGAGUCUUUCAAUAACGUUAAACAGUGGCUACAGGAGAUUGACCGCUAUGCCAGUGAAAACGUCAACAAGCUAUUGGUUGGCAACAAGUGUGACCUAACAACAAAGAAAGUAGUGGACUACACAACAGCGAAGGAAUUUGCAGACUCCCUGGGCAUCCCGUUCUUGGAAACCAGCGCCAAAAACGCCACUAAUGUCGAGCAGGCCUUCAUGACCAUGGCUGCGGAGAUCAAGAAGAGGAUGGGCCCCGGGGCCACUGCAGGAGGCUCAGAAAAGUCCAACGUGAAGAUCUCAAGCACUCCAGUGAAGCCUGCGUCUGGGGGCUGUUGUUGAGCCCUCCCGUCUCCGGCUCACAAACCCAGCUCCUCUGGCCCAGUCUCCUGCCCCCCCCCCCCCCCCCCCCCCCAAAACACACUCACCCCCACCACUUGAAAUGUCACAAAAAAUAAAUUGCAACAAUGCCCACAAGACAAGAUGUUAAGAGGCAGAUGUUAAGAGGACAAGGUGCAGCGAGAAGGGAGAGGAGAAGAGAAAAAAAAACUAAAACAAGUUGCCUGAUUUGUGCUGUAUGUAGCCGCACUACCAAAAGCAAUGGUUAUGUAAAAUGACAGAUUCAGUACAAAAUGCCGCCCCCCCCCCGCCCCAAACAGAAUUCAGUAAGGUUUAUGAUCCAUUAACGGUACCAUCCCAUAGCCUGCCACUUGCCCUGUACACGCACACACUCACACACUUGUUUUUUUCCGCCAUGGGCCCCCUCUCCACCCCUUGUAGAGAGAACACAUUUUUUUUCCACUGAGCGUUUGAAAUCUUCUCUGUGUGCAGGUUUCCUGGAAUAACAUGUGUUUUCUCACUGCAUUCCCACUGCAGGGCUGGUCUGUGGUCAAAAUUCAGUGACUUUUUUUUUUUUUUCCUGUCUUUUUUUAAAUUCUUUUUUUUCUUGUUUGUUUUUUUUUGCUGUCUAUAUCGGCGUGUGUAGUUCUGUCCCCUUGGAAGGUGUUAUCGCCAAUUUGCGUGUCAACCAACUGCACAACAGUGUCUCACUGUCCAACUUAAAAAAAGAGUCUAGUGAAAUAUAUAUGUACAUAAACAUUAUGUAUAUAUAUGUAAGAUCUGAUUUGCUAGUUCUGUAGUUAAAUGCAUUAUCUGAGUAGUUUUACCUCUCAAUCUUUGCUAUUAAUUUGUGGCUGCAGACUAUUGUAAUUUUGUUGCGCAAUAUGUAACAUUUAACAGGAAAAAAGUUAAAUAAAUAUUGUACUACCGGACUGUACGAUAUUAAAUAUGUCUGCAAUUCUUGGUGGAACAUGUAGAAAACAGAUUGUGUUUUAAUUAUUUAUUCUACAUUCAUAUGGCAAAUAUGUUGUUCCAAUUUAGAAUCUGUUUGACAAAUUGGCCAUAACCUGUGGAAUAUCUUGAUUGCAAGUGGCAAUUUCACAAUUGCAUAUAUAAAACACUAUGUUCUCUUUUUUCAUAAUAAAGGCAACUGAUUUCGGUUUUAAAGGAA
Molecule: messenger RNA, 2096 nt
Organism: Alosa sapidissima (American shad)
Lineage: Eukaryota; Metazoa; Chordata; Actinopteri; Clupeiformes; Clupeidae
Gene: rab1ab
Product: RAB1A, member RAS oncogene family b
Exons: 6
Coding region: 320-928 (202 amino acids)
Molecular function (GO): GTPase activity; GTP binding
Source: RefSeq, a predicted model, not a curated record